AUGGCUGCCUUCGGGCUCCAACGGCCGGACGGCGGAGUGGCGAGGGACGAAAGAGACAGCUUGCCCUCUCCCAAGAUGGCCUCUCUCUUCGGCACGGCCUGCCCGCUUCCAACAUGGCCCCCGCGCUACCGAUCUCCCCCAGCGGGGCGUGCCCUCGUCCAAGAUGGCGCCCUCGAGCACACCCUCCAAUCAAAACCCGCUUUCCGCCGCUUCGAUUCGCCGCUUUCCCUUCCCCGACGCCCAUGCGGCCAUGCCGCUUGA
Molecule: messenger RNA, 261 nt
Organism: Podarcis lilfordi (Lilford's wall lizard)
Lineage: Eukaryota; Metazoa; Chordata; Lepidosauria; Squamata; Lacertidae
Source: the annotation of a GenBank genome assembly